GCUUUGUUUGCCCCCCACUAGAUUUCAGGAGCCCGCUUCGGCCGCGUCGCUGCUCCGCCCCCACAACGCGCAACCCCUUCCCACCCGUCCGAUCGCGCACGACCCCCCAACGUGGCCGCGCCCCCCGCCGUAUAACCACACGCGGCCCCGCCCACGCCUCCUUUCCUCCUCCGGCAGCGGCGGCCGGAGCAGCCUAGGGUUCCGGCGAGCCCCUGGCCCGAUUCCCCGGUCGAGCUGGAGGACACGCGUAGCACCGGCUUCUUCUGCGGCGACCUGUGGUGCGGCCUCAUGGAGCCCAAAGGCGCGCCGGGACACAACCCUAUAGAAGAGGCAGUAGAGAACUUAAAGAUUGAUGCUAGCACGAAGGCAAGCAAUGGCAACUUGCCUGCUGCAAAAGACGUAAGUUCUUCGGACGCGAUAUCAUGUAUUUCCUCGGGAGAUGUAGCUAGUACUGUCAGGGAAACUGAAAUGAACCAAGGAACUUAUAUGGGGGACCAAGGGAUGUAUUACUGUGGAUAUUAUUAUCCAGGCUCGUUUGGAGGAUGGGAUGAGAAUGGUUACUACGUUGGGUCCAAUGGACUAGAGAUGCAACCGACUGUGGUUCAAGCGGAUAAUGGCUCUUAUUUGUGUUACUAUCCGGGUUAUGAAAAUGGAUAUGCUUAUGGUUCGGUCGUUCCUGGAGCCAUUGCUGGCAUGGAUGGUCAAUAUGUCAGCAAAGAGCCAUAUUACUCUACUGCAAUUACCAUGCAGGAUCCUACUUCACCUGGCAUGUUUGCUCAACCAGUUGCUUACGGAACUGAACUACUCCCCGCAUAUACAUGGGACCCUUCUUAUGUUCUUCUGGAUGGGGUUCAGGGACAUGCUGUUGACGUGCAUAAAAAAAAUUACCCUGCAAGAUCAAACUACCCUUCUAGUAAGCAUGCUGUUCUAUCUUCUAAAGCUUCGCGCGGCACGAAGUCUGCAUCGAGUGCAAUCAAAGGAUCGUCAUCAACUGUAGACACAGUACCAACCUCUGCCAAUAACCAUCCACCAUCAAAGUUUGCAAACAAGGCAUCUGGUGCUUCCAUAACAAAAGGGGAUCUUCCAUCUAGCAAGUUUGUGGUGCAUACUAACCAAGGAAAAGGCAACCUUUAUCAAAGUAAAGGCAUCAAUUUGAAUGAAAGUGGUAGAGGCAGUGAGAAGCUUAAGGCAAGAAGCAAGCUAAAUGGAUAUGGUGACGGUGAUAUACCAAAUAACUACAUUGACGACUCAAAAAAUAAUUCGAGCCCAAGAGCUGAUCCUUCUGGAUUAUCGAGUGUACAUGAUGCUAAUGAUGAUACACCUUCAGUUGUUGAAACAAACAGAGAUUCAUAUAACCUUCCAGCUUUUGUUACCAAGUACGAGCAAGCUUUAUUCUUCGUGAUUAAAUCUUAUAGCGAAGAUGAUAUUCACAAGAGCAUAAAGUACAAUGUCUGGGCAAGUACUCCUAAUGGAAAUAAAAGGCUCGACAAUGCCUAUAAAGUUGCACAAGAAAGAAUGGCUGGAAAAGGAACUAAAUGCCCUGUGUUCCUCUUCUUCUCUGUUAAUGCUAGUGGCCAGUUCUGUGGCGUGGCUGAGAUGGUUGGCCCAGUAGAUUUCAAUAGGAAUAUGAACUUCUGGCAACAGGACAAGUGGAAUGGAUUCUUCCCAGUAAAAUGGCACAUAAUCAAGGAUGUGCCUAAUCCACAAUUUCGACACAUAAUAUUGGAGAAUAAUGAGAACAAGCCUGUUACAAACAGCAGGGACACACAAGAGGUCAAGUUUCUACAAGGUGCAGAAAUGCUGAAUAUUUUCAAGAACUUCUCAUGUAAAACAUCAAUAUUAGAUGACUUCGACUUCUACGAAAACAGGCAGAAAGUAAUGCAGGACAGAAGAGGCAAACCAAUUACUACAUUGGAAUACCCCAUGCCGAAAGAUGAAAAACCUGCAGAGUUUAAAAAGGAAGCUCAAUUUCUAAGUACUGUGGAGCUUAAUAAAACCAAGAGAAACGAGGAGCAGAGCAGCAAUGUUGCAGAAGAUGUUGAUACAGCCAAGGGAAGUGAGGAACAGAGCAACAAGGUAGAAGCAGAUGUUGAUACAGCCAAGAGAAGUCAGGAGCAGAUUGUCGAUACAUCAAAGAAAAGUGAGGAGCAGAGCAACAAGGUUGCAGCCAUAAGUGAUACAGGCAAGAGAAGUGAGGAGCAGACAAGCAGUGUUGCUACAUCAGGAUGAUGACAGAAAGGGUGCUUGAACAUAAGGAUAAUUCAGAAACGGACAUCCAAAUUGAAACGACAAUAAACUUGCUGUGCGGAACAUCGAGAAAUGGUCAAUUACCCUGGAAGCCUUUCCAUUUUCUCAUGCAAGCUGAGAAUGAAAAAAGAGAGAGAAAGAGUUCAAGCCUGGGAGCUGUCCUCCCAUGAGAAAUGUUCGAUGACUGGGAAAAAGGCUCCAUCUUGCUAGAGAUCUACCCAUAAUUACUGCCUCUGGCACUGAGGCACUACAGCACCCUCAUCUAUUUUUCAGAUAUGAGGGAGUAUUUCAGUCUUCUUUCUCUGUCUAAUCUUCUGCUAAGUUAUUGGGAAUCAAGUUAUUUGGGUUGUGGGUGUUGGGUUAAAUUUUUAGGUGCUACAUGAAGAAAAAGAGAAAUGGAAAAUCCAGAGAGAUUUUACUUGUUAAUUCUAGUGUAGGAUGCCCUUAUUUUGUAAAGAUUUCUCCCAUUAACCGAGAAAAAGGAAUAAAGAACGAAAACCAGUUCAUCUCUA
This is a messenger RNA of Brachypodium distachyon (stiff brome), 2759 nucleotides long. RefSeq lists its product as uncharacterized. Gene Ontology annotation, cellular component: cytoplasm. Gene Ontology annotation, molecular function: mRNA binding. Lineage: Eukaryota; Viridiplantae; Streptophyta; Magnoliopsida; Poales; Poaceae. The record is from RefSeq and is a predicted model, not a curated record. Gene Ontology annotation, biological process: mRNA destabilization. The transcript has 9 exons. Bases 289 to 2229 code for a protein of 646 amino acids.